UCGGGAUUUUCAUAUGGCCGCAAGCUCUGACUGAUAGGAAUGAUGGUACUGUGGUAAAACAUAGAAAUAUCGUCAUCCAGGCCAAGCUCGCAUCGUGCGUUACCAGUCAGCUUGCGAUUGCAUGGUAAAUGCCGGGCGCAGUCGAUCAUCUUUUUCAGCCAGUUUGUAGUACAUCGGUUCCCCCUUUCUUUCUCUCUUCAAUAUUUCCAAAACUGAAGUGAUAUCACGUUCUGGUUAUCUUUAUCACCAUCCGCCAUUCAGGCUGCCGGAGAUGAAAAUCUGGCUCGUGACCGGAUCCUCGCGUGGCCUCGGCCUGGCGUUAGUGGAGGCUGUACUGGCCAGCGGCGAUUGUGUUGUGGCUACAGCUCGCGAACCCGACCAGCUCCUCGAGCUUGAGAAGCAGUACGGCCCUAAUCGUAUCAUCACGGCUGCUUUGGACGUGACGCGGCUGGACGAUGUGUCACAUACGAUACAGUUGGCUCAGAAAUGCUUCGGUGGUAUUGACGUUGUCGUCAACAACGCAGGAUACGCAGAGACCGCGCCCAUUGAAGACAUGAGUGAGGAAUCAUUCCACAAGCAAAUUGAAACAAACUUCUUCGGCGUGGUUAACCUCACUCGAGCUGUUAUACCAUUGCUACGGAAGCAGGGCUCUGGACAUAUCCUUCAAGUAUCGUCAGUCGGCGGGAGUGUUGGAUCUCCAGGAUUGGGGGCUUAUCAGAGCGGAAAGUGGGCAGUUUGCGGGUUCUCCACCGUUCUCGCGAAGGAGGUCGCGCCCUUCGGAAUUAAGGUUACCGUUUUGGAACCAGGUGGCAUGAAGACAGACUGGGCUGGGCCUUCAAUGGGUUACCCAGAGAUCAGCGAGGGCUACCAGGAAACAGUAGGCGCUAUGCGAGAAGCGAGGGCUCGCUCCGCGUCGAAGUGGUCCGAACCAACUGAGAUUGCACGCGCCAUUCUUUACAUCGCCAGAGUCGAAGACCCCCCACUACGCCUACUUUUAGGGCCCGACACUGUGAGCCAUGCCGAGGCAGCCUCUAGGUCUUUGGCCUCUUCGGACGAGAAGUGGAGGCACGUGACGAAUCUAACGUUCUGAAACAUGCGGGCUGCCACUGUUGAGACAGUGCUGCUAAGGUGGUCCGAUCUGCUGGUGGCUAGGAUGUGGAUACUAUGUAAGGAGCUAUGCUCCUCUCAGACACAUGUAACUUAGUACUAACAAGAACACAAUCAACCCUUUUUACUACAACAGCCACAAACGUGUUCUGCUAGGAAUGGCGACUGAUAACGUUGCAGAGACAGUUGAAGCAAGCCCGGAAUUGAGAAUAAUUGAGAGCGGACAGUGUGCAGGUAGUGUAGAUAAUUCAAGACUAGUACAGUUGUCUGGCGAGCAGUAGCUCUAUUCGUAU
Molecule: messenger RNA, 1400 nt
Organism: Fusarium redolens
Lineage: Eukaryota; Fungi; Ascomycota; Sordariomycetes; Hypocreales; Nectriaceae
Exons: 1
Coding region: 272-1090 (272 amino acids)
Source: RefSeq, a predicted model, not a curated record